UCCAUAGACCAGUUAACUAAAAAGGAGUGGAAAUACUGCCAAGUAAUUAAAAAAACAAACAAAAAAAAGUAGGCUACAAUACUGGAUGUGUUUGCUGAGUUUUUGAAUCUCUAGAAUGUCGUUCCUGGGCUACGCAGCUCUGCUCUUGUGUUGGGUGCAUUGUGCUGCACAGAGAGCUUGUGAAGAACCCCCUCCUAGGAGGGUAAAAGAAGUGCCUACUAAAAGAUGGGACAAGCCUCCCUAUCCACAUGGGACUCAAGCAACAUACAAUUGUCGGCCUGGAUAUAUAAAAAUUGGAAGAGUUGCAUUUCGGUGUGUUGAUGGAGCCUGGGAGCAGCUGACCCCAGUGACAGAAUGCAGAAAUAAGCCCUGUGGACAUCCUGGAGACACUGAGUUUGGUUUCUUUGAACUUACCAGUGGAAGUGAAUUUGUGUUUGGUGCCAGAGUCGAGUACAGAUGUAACGAUGGAUACCAGAUGCUCAGCCAAAGGAAUUACCGUGAGUGUCAGGCAGAUGGAUGGAGCAAUGACAUCCCUCACUGUGAAGUGAUAAAGUGUUUACCUGUACAAGAACCUGAAAAUGGAAGGAUAAUUAUGACUGGUGCAUUUGAGCUAGGCCAAGAAUAUUCCUUUGGCCAGGUUGUAAAUUUUGAAUGUAAUGCAAAACACAAGCUUGUUGGAGCUGAAGAAAUCGUUUGCUCUGCUAAUGGAAAAUGGAGUAACGAUGUGCCUCAGUGCAAAGAAAUUAUCUGUGAUGUGCCAGAAAUUCCACAUGGAUAUGUUCGUUCUCCAAAGAAGUCUUACAAGGAAAAUGAAAUAAUGCAGUUUUUCUGUGAAGUGGGACACAAAUAUGGUAACAGGGCAGAUGCACUGUGCACUGAAUCGGGAUGGAAUCCACCUCCCUAUUGCACUGAAAUUGUAUGCUCUCCUCCAGUAAUUUCCUCUGGGAACUUUAGACCUCAAAAAGACAAGUACACACUGGGUAAUACAAUCACAGUGGAAUGUGAUGAUGGGUAUCAUUUUAAAGUGAUAACUGGCAGAAACACAGCUGAAUGCACCAAGAAUGGCUGGGUGCCUGAUCCAGCUUGUGUCCGGAAACCGUGUGACUACCCAGCUAUAGAAAAUGGAAAGUUAAGUUAUUCAUAUGAGAACUACAGAAGCUAUUACUUUCCUAAAAGAUUUGGACAGACUGUAGAUUACUAUUGCCUCAAUGGAUAUUCAACCCCCAGUGGAGAAUACUGGGAUCGAAUCACCUGCUCUGAAAGGGGCUGGUUUCCAGAGCCAAAAUGCCUGAAAAAGUGUUACAUCAGCAGGCUGGAAAAUGGUUAUUUCCCACGCCGCAGCCGGAACGAUUUUUACAAGGAAGGUGAAAGAGUCAGAUACGGCUGCAACAGCGACUACCAAGCUCAGCAUGAAGAAGUCACGUGCACGAGGAAUGGCUGGGAACCUCCUCCGAGAUGUACCCGUAAAAAAAAAUGCCAGUAUAUCUAUUUUGAGAAUGGUUUUUUGAACUUGCCAAAGGCAAUAUUCGAUUUAAAAGAGAAGAUCUCAUAUAAAUGUCACAGUGGCUUUGUGACUCCAGAAGGACAAGAAACAGGACACACACAGUGCCAAGAGAGUGGCUGGACUCCACCUCCAAAAUGCAUCAAAUCAUGUAAAGCACCAGGGGACAUUUUGAUUCAGCACACAAUCAAAACUGUGUUCAUGCCUGAAGAUACAAUUGAGUAUUCCUGUUUGAAGGGAUAUAAAACUACAAAUAACAUGCCAACUGAUACCACAAUGUGUGGCAAAAAUGGAGAAUGGAGUCCAGAACCCCAGUGCCGUGAAAUCGAAUGUGCGCUGCCGCCACUGGGCAAUGGAGAUUUCUCUCCCAAAGAGGGUAAAUACCACAGUGGAGAUGUUGUGAAAUUUACCUGUGCAAGAAACUACAAAAGGGUGGGGCCUGCCUCUAUCCAGUGCUACCACUUUGGAUGGUCUCCAUCACCACCACUGUGCAAAGCGAGUGUCAGAGGCUGUGGACCUCCCCCUGCAAUUGCCAAUGGAAGUGUUGUUGAUGGCUCCGUGGAACAGUACCAGCAUGGGGACAGAAAGCAAUAUGAAUGUAACGGCGAAUUUAAGUUGGUUGGAUCAAAGGAAAUAGAAUGUAUUGAUGGACAGUGGUCAUCUCCUCCCUCUUGCAUUGAAGACAAAAUGCCAUGUGAAUCGCCUUCCUCUAUCCCGAAUGUUGCUCUGCAUCAGGCAGAGCAGAGCCAGUAUUCCCACGGGGAUGAAGUAACUUGUGGAUGUAAACCAGGCUCUGACAAUACUGAGGAGAUGAAAAUAAAAUGUCUUAAUGGCGAAUGGAAGCCUUUCCCUGUUUGUGCUGAUGCAUCCCCUCAAUGUGUAACUCCAGAGGAUGUUGUGCUGGUGCACUCUGGUGAAUAUCCCAUGUCACAGAGGAAGACUGGGUUCCGUAAAGUUAUACAUUACACAUGUACAUUAACUGAUGAAAAGGUUAAACAGGCAACUUGUGUGUCUGGGAGAUGGACACCAGAGAUUGCAUGUCCAGCUGAGGAGAGCACCUGCCCACCUCCACCCCAGGUGUCUGGUGCUCAGCAGACAACGGCAGGAAGAAACUACAGGGAUGGGAGUAAAGCAACUUUCUCAUGUCACGACGGUUUCCAGCUCAUCGGUAGAAAGGAAAUAACCUGUACAGAAGGGAAAUGGCAAUCACCACCUCACUGUGUGGAAAGACCAUGUUUGCCACCACAAUCUGUAGAAUGUGCUGAUGCUCCCAGGCUGCAAAAUCCAAACUUUAAAAUUGAAAGAGAAGGGAAAACAAUUUAUCUGGCUGGUGCUAGAUUUACAUAUGUCUCUCGUUCUGGAUACGUGUUAGAUGGACCAACAGAGACAACCUGCUCUAUGGGAAAAUGGUCUGCAGCUCCUUCAUGCUUGGAAAUGCCAUGUGGAAGUGUUCCAAAAGUUGCCAAUGCUCAGUUUGAAGGCAGAAAGAAGAAACGUUAUGAGCCUGGUGAAACAGUUCGCUACCAGUGUGAUUCAGGGUUCCAGAUUGUUGGUUCCCCUGAAAUUAUCUGCAGAAAGGGAAAUUGGACAGCACCACCCUUCUGUGAAGAUGUCAGCUGUGGAGCUGCACCUGAAAUCCCCAAUGGGCGCAUUGCAAGCACUCCUCAGGAGAGGUAUCUGCCCGGUGCCAGAGUGCACUAUCAGUGUGAAAGCAAUUUUCAGAUGACAGGUGGAAAUUACGUCUUCUGUUCAAAUGGUCAAUGGUCACUAGCACCAGUUUGCAGAGAUGUGACAUGUGAACCUCCUCCAGAAAUUGCUGGUGGUAGAAUCGAUGGUAUUAAAAAGUCCCGGUAUAUCCCUGGGGAGCGUGCAAAGUAUCAGUGCUGGAAAAAUUUUAAGAUGACUGGGGAUUCCACUGUAGUGUGCCAGAAUGGGAACUGGUCAGAGCUGCCAACGUGCAAAGGACAAGCUGGGAGAUGUGGCACACCUCCAGCCAUUCAAAGUGGAGAGCUUCUUGUCUUCCCCUUGCAAGAAUAUCAACAAGGGGAUACUGUGGAAUACAAAUGCCCAGAUUUCUAUAUCUUGAAAGGAUCUCCGACAAUCACCUGUCUUAAUGGGCAGUGGACAAGCCCUCCAGUUUGCCUGGUGGCCUGUACAGCAUCAGAAGAAGAUAUGGAGAGAAACAAUAUUGAGCUGAAAUGGGUUGCACAAAACAAGCUGUACUCCACAUCAGGUGACUACAUUGAAUUCCGCUGUAAACAGGGAUAUUUGGAAGACCCAAGUAUUUCCAGCUUCAGAGUGCAGUGUGUGGAGGGGACACUGAAAUACCCACGGUGCACACUGGGAAGGAACUGUGCCCUGGAUAGGAACACUAUGGAAAGGAACCACAUUCAGUUGCAGUCAUCCAGCCAGUCACACCGUCCCUAUCGCUCGGGGGACCCUGUUGUCUUUAGGUGCAAGCCCGGGUACCAGCAGGUUUCCCAUUGGGAGAAAUUUGGGGCACAGUGCAUGGAUGGAGUGAUUAAAUAUCCUAAGUGUGAAUGGAAACCGUGUGACUACCCAGCUAUAGAAAAUGGAAAGUUAAGUUAUUCAUAUGAGAACUACAGAAGCUAUUACUUUCCUAAAAGAUUUGGACAGACUGUAGAUUACUAUUGCCUCAAUGGAUAUUCAACCCCCAGUGGAGAAUACUGGGAUCGAAUCACCUGCUCUGAAAGGGGCUGGUUUCCAGAGCCAAAAUGCCUGAAAAAGUGUUACAUCAGCGGGCUGGAAAAUGGUUAUUUCCCACGCCGCAGCCGGAACGAUUUUUACAAGGAAGGUGAAAGAGUCAGAUACGGCUGCAACAGCGACUACCAAGCUCAGCAUGAAGAAGUCACGUGCAUGAGGAAUGGCUGGGAACCUCCUCCGAGAUGUACCCGUAAAAAAAUCGAAUGUGUGCUGCCGCCAUUGGGCAAUGGAGAUUUCACUCCCAAAGAGGGUAAAUACCACAGUGGAGAUGUUGUGAAAUUUACCUGUGCAAGAAACUACAAAAGGGUGGGGCCUGCCUCUAUCCAGUGCUACCACUUUGGAUGGUCUCCAUCACCACCACUGUGCAAAGCGAGUGUCAGAGGCUGUGGACCUCCCCCUGCAAUUGCCAAUGGAAGUGUUGUUGAUGGCUCCGUGGAACAGUACCAGCAUGGGGACAGAAAGCAAUAUGAAUGUAACGGCGAAUUUAAGUUGGUUGGACCAAAGGAAAUAGAAUGUAUUGAUGGACAGUGGUCAUCUCCUCCCUCUUGCAUUGAAGACAAAAUGCCAUGUGAAUCGCCUUCCUCUAUCCCGAAUGUUGCUCUGCAUCAGGCAGAGCAGAGCCAGUAUUCCCACAGGGAUGAAGUAACUUGUGGAUGUAAACCAGGCUCUGACAAUACUGAGGAGAUGAAAAUAAAAUGUCUUAAUGGCGAAUGGAAGCCUUUCCCUGUUUGUGCUGAUGCAUCCCCUCAAUGUGUAACUCCAGAGGAUGUUGUGCUGGUGCGCUCUGGCGAAUAUCCCAUGUCACGGAGGAAGACUGGGUUCCGUAAAGUUAUACAUUACACAUGUACAUUAACUGAUGAAAAGGUUAAACAGGCAACUUGUGUGUCUGGGAGAUGGACACCAGAGAUUGCAUGUCCAGCUGAGGAGAGCACCUGCCCACCUCCACCCCAGGUGUCUGGUGCUCAGCAGACAACGGCAGGAAGAAACUACAGGGAUGGGAGUAAAGCAACUUUCUCAUGUCACGACGGUUUCCAGCUCAUCGGUAGAAAGGAAAUAACCUGUACAGAAGGGAAAUGGCAAUCACCACCUCACUGUGUGGAAAGACCAUGUUUGCCACCACAAUCUGUAGAAUGUGCUGAUGCUCCCAGGCUGCAAAAUCCAAACUUUAAAAUUGAAAGAGAAGGGAAAACAAUUUAUCUGGCUGGUGCUAGAUUUACAUAUGUCUCUCGUUCUGGAUACGUGUUAGAUGGACCAACAGAGACAACCUGCUCUAUGGGAAAAUGGUCUGCAGCUCCUUCAUGCUUGGAAAUGCCAUGUGGAAGUGUUCCAAAAGUUGCCAAUGCUCAGUUUGAAGGCAGAAAGAAGAAACGUUAUGAGCCUGGUGAAACAGUUCGCUACCAGUGUGAUUCAGGGUUCCAGAUUGUUGGUUCCCCUGAAAUUAUCUGCAGAAAGGGAAAUUGGACAGCACCACCCUUCUGUGAAGAUGUCAGCUGUGGAGCUGCACCUGAAAUCCCCAAUGGGCGCAUUGCAAGCACUCCUCAGGAGAGGUAUCUGCCUGGUGCCAGAGUGCACUAUCAGUGUGAAAGCAAUUUUCAGAUGACAGGUGGAAAUUACGUCUUCUGUUCAAAUGGUCAAUGGUCACUAGCACCAGUUUGCAGAGAUGUGACAUGUGAACCUCCUCCAGAAAUUGCUGGUGGUAGAAUUGAUGGUAUUAAAAAGUCCCGGUAUAUCCCUGGGGAGCGUGCAAAGUAUCAGUGCUGGAAAAAUUUUAAGAUGACUGGGGAUUCCACUGUAGUGUGCCAGAAUGGGAACUGGUCAGAGCUGCCAACGUGCAAAGGACAAGCUGGGAGAUGUGGCACACCUCCAGCCAUUCAAAGUGGAGAGCUUCUUGUCUUCCCCUUGCAAGAAUAUCAACAAGGGGAUACUGUGGAAUACAAAUGCCCAGAUUUCUAUAUCUUGAAAGGAUCUCCGACAAUCACCUGUCUUAAUGGGCAGUGGACAAGCCCUCCAGUUUGCCUGGUGGCCUGUACAGCAUCAGAAGAAGAUAUGGAGAGAAACAAUAUUGAGCUGAAAUGGGUUGCACAAAACAAGCUGUACUCCACAUCAGGUGACUACAUUGAAUUCCGCUGUAAACAGGGAUAUUUGGAAGACCCAAGUAUUUCCAGCUUCAGAGUGCAGUGUGUGGAGGGGACACUGAAAUACCCACGGUGCACACUGGGAAGGAACUGUGCCCUGGAUAGGAACACUAUGGAAAGGAACCACAUUCAGUUGCAGUCAUCCAGCCAGUCGCACCGUCCCUAUCGCUCGGGGGACCCUGUUGUCUUUAGGUGCAAGCCCGGGUACCAGCAGGUUUCCCAUUGGGAGAAAUUUGGGGCACAGUGCAUGGAUGGAGUGAUUAAAUAUCCUAAGUGUGAAUGAUCGUAGUGGCUUGGGUAAAUGGAAAUGGUGUGAGGGAGCCCAGCUGUGGAAAUGCAAAGAGCCCUCAACCAGCCUAGUGAUUUGAGCUCAGCUUUUCCUGGUGUUUCCCAUUUUGCUGUGCUUUGUUUGCAGCUUUGCCAAUGUUGUGUCUUGGAAUUUGUUCUUGUUUAUAUUAUUGGAUGGUUGUUUGCGUAUUAUCCACAUUAGAUCUAGUUUUGUAGAUGUAUAUACAUUUUAUGCAGCCAAAGGAUUGUGCUUGCAUUUUCUCCAUUCUAUACUGCUCACAUUGUUAUUCUAUUAACAAUUGUGUCCUGGAAACAGGCUGGCUUUGGUGGCAUACUGAGACAAGAAUUAAAGCUAAUUUGAUU
Hirundo rustica (Barn swallow) is the source of this 7011-nucleotide messenger RNA. It is a transcript of the gene CFH, whose product is annotated as complement factor H. The transcript has 38 exons. The record is from RefSeq and is a predicted model, not a curated record. Lineage: Eukaryota; Metazoa; Chordata; Aves; Passeriformes; Hirundinidae. The coding region runs from base 116 to 6643 and encodes 2175 amino acids.